CCCUGUCCCCCCCUCGACAGUCCGUUGUUUGGAAUCAUUCAAGAACGAACCUGUCACGAACCAUUCUGGCUCAUCAUCGCGACGGUAUUUCUCAACAAAACCACCGGUCGUCAAGCCGCUCCCACAUUCUGGAAGAUCCGCGAGAAAUGGAACACACCUGCUCAACUUGCCGAGGCAGAUUACGACGAACUAUUCCACAUGAUCAAACACCUCGGUUUCCAGCAUCAGAGAACAAAGCGAUUGAAACUGUUAGCGGCAGCGUGGGAAAAAGAUCCUCCUCGCAAGGGUCGGCGGUUUAGAACGCUGCAUUAUCCGAGCAAAGGAGAUGGGAAACACUUCAAAUCGGGACAAGUCAUUGAAGGCGACGUGGAAGAUUGUGCCGGUGCUCUCGAAAUCGCCCACUUGCCAGGCUGUGGCGCUUACGCAUACGAUAGCUGGAGAAUCUUCUGUCGUGAUGUUUUACGCGGUGUUGAAGGAGAGGGAGAGGGAAAAGGAGAAGUGUUCUCCUUUGAACCCGAAUGGAAGAGAGUUUUGCCGCAGGAUAAGGAAUUGAGGGCUUGUUUGAGAUGGAUGUGGUUGAAAGAGGGUUGGAUUUGGGAUCCUGUCACUGGAGCCAAGAGACGUGCGACACCGGAAGAGAUUGAAAAGGCCAAUAAAGGC
Molecule: messenger RNA, 660 nt
Organism: Sphaerulina musiva SO2202
Lineage: Eukaryota; Fungi; Ascomycota; Dothideomycetes; Mycosphaerellales; Mycosphaerellaceae
Product: DNA glycosylase
Exons: 2
Biological process (GO): base-excision repair
Cellular component (GO): nucleus
Molecular function (GO): catalytic activity; DNA binding
Source: RefSeq, a predicted model, not a curated record